CGAACAUCCAAGUGGUGGGUAUAGGAAGUUGUUUGAAACAGUGGAGGAAACUGCUCAGCCAUUGCCAACCUGCAUAAAAGGCACAAUUCCUUCGUGGUUAAAAGGCAGCCUGCUGCGAUGCGGACCUGGGUUAUUUGAAGUUGGCUCGGAACCAUUUUAUCAUCUAUUUGAUGGACAAGCUCUCCUUCACAAGUUUGAUUUUAAGAAUGGAGAAGUCACCUAUUACAGAAGAUUUGUUCAAACUGAUGCCUAUGUGAGAGCAAUGACUGAGAAACGAAUUGUGAUCACUGAGUUUGGUACUUUUGGAUACCCUGAUCCAUGCAAGAACAUUUUCUCCAGGUUUUUCUCCUAUUUCGAAGGAGUAGAAAUUACUGAUAAUGCUUUGGUAAAUUUGUAUCCAAUUGGAGAAGAUUUCUAUGCCUGCACUGAAACAAACUUUGUAACUAAAGUCAAUCCAGAGACACUGGAAACAAUACAGAAGGUGGACCUUUGCAACUACUGUACAAUUAAUGGUGCAACAGCCCACCCUCACAUUGAAAGUGAUGGAACUGUCUACAACAUUGGCAAUUGCUUUGGGAAAAGAUUUGCAUUUGCGUACAACAUUAUUAAAAUACCUCCGCUGCAGCCAGACAGACAAGAUCCCUUGAGAAAAACAGAGGUGGUUGUGCAGUUUCCAUGCAGUGACAGAUUCAAGCCUUCGUAUGUGCACAGUUUUGGUUUGUGUGAAAACUACAUUGUAUUUGUGGAACAACCAGUCAAAAUUAACCUGUGGAAGUUUCUCUCAUCAUGGAGUGUACGAAGUGCUACCUACAUGGACUGUUUUGAAUCAAAUGAUUCGAUGGGAACAUGGUUCCAUGUUGCAAACAAGAAGACUGGUGAAUACCACAAAGUCAAUUACAGGACUUCAGCAUUUAAUAUCUUUCAUCAUAUUAAUACUUUUGAAGACAACGGUUUUAUUAUUGUUGAUGUAUGCUCCUGGAAAGGGUUUGAGUUUGUAUAUAAUUACCUGUGGCUCGCUAACUUGCGUGAAAACUGGGAAGAGGUUAAGUUGAAUGCAAGGAAGGCACCUCAGCCAGAAGUCAGGAGAUAUGUUUUACCAUUGGACAUAAACGCGGCGAAACAUGGAAAAAAUUUAAUCUCCCUCAACACAACAACUGCCACUGCUACAGUUCGGCAAGAUGGGACAGUUUGGCUGGAACCGGAAGUACUUUUCUCAGGGCCACGGCAAGCUUUUGAAUUUCCUCAGAUUAACUAUAAGAAGUUUAAUGGAAAGGAUUACACAUUUGCUUAUGGACUGGGACUGAACCAUUUUGUGCCAGAUAAGAUAUACAAAUUGAAUGUAAAAACCAAGGAGCACUGGAUAUGGCAAGAACCAGAUACAUAUCCAUCAGAACCCAUCUUUGUUCAACAUCCAGAUGCACUGGAUGAAGAUGAUGGAGUGUUACUGACAUCAGUUGUAAGCCCAGGUCCAGGACAAAGACCUGCCUUUCUUCUAAUUCUGGAUGCUAAAGAUCUCAGUGAAAUAGCAAGGGCAGAGGUGGAGACCAACAUCCCUGUUACCUUCCAUGGAAUGUACAAACCUUGAUGUCAUGUUAUCUAGCGUAACUGGUAUAUUUACUCAAAAAUGCUGCAAUGUGUAAAAAAGCAAUGUAUGUGGAACAGAGCAUAAACAUGCUAACACAUUAUCUACCCCUUUAUAUAUAUUAUAUAAAAUAUAAUAUAUAUAUCUCAGUCACUUAUUAGUUUUGAAUUGCACAAUAAAUUGAAAUUAGCGGGCCAAUAUUGAGUUUGUGUGCAAUGCCAAGCAUUCAGUAUAUGACAGUUUGGCAGCAGAAGAUUAAUAUCUCAGAAAAAUAGUAGACUGCCAGUUGCUUUAUUUUCUAUGUUGAACUGGUAUGAGGAGAAAGAAUCUGCCUCUUUCAUGGUAUGCGAUGUAAAAUAACCACUUAACUGAGAUUCACUCUUAAUUUUCACAAUCUAUCAACACGGACUGUGCCAUAAGGUAUUGAAUGUGCUAGAUAGAAUUCUUGAUGUUGAAAAUAUUGCCUUUUUUAAAAAAAAUACCUUGUCGCCUAAGACUAAGAGAUUCUAUCUUUCCUUGCCACCCUGCCGCCUUAUCCUAAAACGCAAGGAACAACUGUUUUUAAUCUCAAAAAUCUGCUUUAGCUCUUGCCUCCUGUUGCUGUUCCCAGCUUUUCACAUUGACCUUUCUCAGCACCUUCUUAUCCAUAAUUUCCACAGCACUUUCCAAGUACUCAUUAUCCAUGCUAACCACCUCCUGUUUCUUUGAAUCCUCCUCCAUUGCCUUCCCAAACAUUCAGUUUCUUUUUCUUAUUCUCAUCAGUAGUGUAAAUACAUCCUUCAUUGUUUAUUGUUCCCUUUCAAAGCAUUUAUAUAACCCAGUUCUUGUAUUGCACAGCUACCUUUCUGUUCUCUGAAAGCAUAGUUCAUGUUCAUUCAUUCUUGCAAAAAUCCCUCAGUAAAUCCCAUCAAUUCACUUCUCUGCAGCAUGACAAAUGAAACAUGUCACCCUCUUCCACCUCAGUUCCUUCAUGGUUUAUUGUAAUAUUUCCUCUCCCCUGUAUAAUGCAGCCAGCGUAUCUCCAGCAAUAGUUUCAAUUCCCACAUGCCAUGGUCAUCUGCAUUAUACAUAACGUUCCACAUUCACUAUCUUUUCUUCACGUUGAGAACAUUUUCUGCCAUGCCAUUGGGUACAUUAGAUAUAUAUAUUAUAUAUAUAUAUUGCCAUUUGCACUAAUUCCCCGAAUCCAAAAAGCUCUUUUGCAGCAGUAAUCUACCAAUGUGAUAUUAAAAUGAGCACAAAUUAAAAUUUGCUUCAAUUAAACAUUAAAUUCUGUACCAACUUUAUCUCCCAUCCUAACCCAACCGUUCAUGAGUGUAGCUCCAUGAAUAAUGAAUACUAUUAUUUAUUCUAUUGCAUGCAGAUCUCCAUAUCCAAGGCACCACCCAAUCAAAUUCAUUUAAUUUUGAAAUAUUGUUUACUGUAGCCCCCAAAUGAUUCCCAUUUCUGAAUUCCUUUUCUCAUUACCUUUCAAUUUGAUUUUGUUCAUGUCUUUUCCCAAUGCCCCUGUGUUCUACCCCUAAAUGUCAGCAUAUCCUAAAGUCCAUUAACUUGUUGGUCCAAAUGUUAAAGCCCUAUCUCCAUAUUUUCAAACACAUUGACUUUGGAAGCUGUGCUUCCGUCUUGCAAACUCCUCCAUGUUCUCAUUUUGCCCUUGCUCCCUGAUUUCCUUCCGGCUUAUUCAACUCUCAGGUGCUUUAUUCUUUAUUUCUGGGUUGUGUAGUCUUGCCUCCUCACAACCACGUCUCUCUCCUUUUUCUUUGCCUCAACCAUAAGAGCAGAACACUAACUAUUGACACCACUCUCUUGCAUGUGUUACUUUAUUUUCUCUUUUCUGAUCUCUCAAAACCUGUACAUAUGAACAUAACAGAUCAGUGUCCAUAUUUCUUAUUUAUGUAGCUGCUUCGGAAGCUUUGCUUCACCCAAGAAAAUAAAAUAAAUUUGAGACAUUUUUUCCAAAAUAACUAAGAGGAUAAAUGAGAACAACAAAUGUUAAGAUGGGUCAGGGGGAUAAACUCAUUAAAGAAACACAAUGAGCCUGUGAUUUUAAAACCUUGGAAGUGUGUCAACAAUACUUUUACUAAGCACAGCUUUGUUCAAGGACCUAAUACUUUACAGAGUUUUAAUUGUUGAUGGUCACCAAGCUUAGGCCGUUCUCAUGCAAUUAAGUACUGCUGCUUUCUACUGACCUGCAUUUGUGUGUACAACUAUGUUGUUGAACAAAUUUGCUUGUUUUGUCAUUUCUUAUACAAUCAUUCCUUGAAAAAGGCAAAGCUAUCUUCAAAUAUCUUUCCAAAGAAAGUACUUGUGAUUAAGGCUCAGUAAAUCUGGUGUUUAAAAAUAAAGCUUCUGAAACAAUGAGGCAUUUAAGUGGAAAAGGUCAGCAAAUGAAAGCUCCACAAACUGGAAUUCUUUGCAGAUUUUGUCCUGUGAGUUCAAAUGACAUUUACUAAACCUACUAGCAAACUGAACAGCUCUUGAUAAUAAUAAUUGGAACAAAAUUAACAUCCAGCAUCUGUUUAAUUAUAUCCUUUAAAUGAAAAUAAAUAUCCAUUACAUUUUUGAAUAUGCUUAUCGGCAAAAAGGCUUGAGUUGAACUUGGUGUAGUUAAGUUAGCAUAAAAUUGAGCUACUUUUCCUGGUCUUUUUUUGCCAGCUACUAAGCGGCAGCAUAUAUAGGCAGGCAGCACUUGAGGAAAGUUGUGAUGUAAUCCAUGUUUGAUUAACCUCUUUCGACUCGGUUUCUAUGUGCAAACAUUAAGAAUGGCUCUACUAGCAGCUAUGUACUUGUCCUCUGGGUAGUAGUCAUCAUCUGGGGAAUCAGAAUCAGAAUGCUUUAUUGUCAUUGCAUGUGUCACAUACAACAAGAUUACUGUGUCUCUCCAUUUAAAAGAACUUCAAACAUUCACAUACUCAUACUUUUUACACUCCCUCCCUCCCCACUAGAGAGGCUGAAAAUAAAACAGAACAGUACAUCACAGGAACAAUGCCCAUGCCAAGUUAAACUAGUGUCCCCUUUAUGCACGUGAUCCAUAUCCCUGCAUGUCCAUGUGCCUAUUUAAAAGGCUCUUAAAUGCCAGUAUCAUUUCUGCCUCCACCACCAUGCGUGGCAGUGCAUUCCAAGCACCCACACUCUCUGAGUAAAAACAAAAUAUU
Leucoraja erinaceus (little skate) is the source of this 4737-nucleotide messenger RNA. RefSeq names its product retinoid isomerohydrolase-like. Lineage: Eukaryota; Metazoa; Chordata; Chondrichthyes; Rajiformes; Rajidae. The transcript has 13 exons. The coding region runs from base 263 to 1585 and encodes 440 amino acids. The record is from RefSeq and is a predicted model, not a curated record. Gene Ontology annotation, molecular function: beta-carotene 15,15'-dioxygenase activity; all-trans-retinyl-ester hydrolase, 11-cis retinol forming activity; retinol isomerase activity. Gene Ontology annotation, biological process: retinal metabolic process; zeaxanthin biosynthetic process.